Molecule: messenger RNA, 2512 nt
Organism: Fusarium oxysporum Fo47
Lineage: Eukaryota; Fungi; Ascomycota; Sordariomycetes; Hypocreales; Nectriaceae
Exons: 3
Coding region: 227-2032 (601 amino acids)
Source: RefSeq, a predicted model, not a curated record
CCCAAUCUAAUGCUUGGACAAAUCAACACCAACUUCCAAAUUCACGAUACCGACAUUUCACCAUAAUCAUUCUUCUAAUACUCGACGCAUCCAAUUCACGUGCCUUGAAGAACUCGAGACGCAAUCCAUCGACUUACUAUACAGAAUACACCAUAAUAUAUAAUCGAAGCCUUUCAAUGUAGCCCGAUAUCACAACUCGAUUACACCGACUCCCUCCCUUCAUCCCAUGCCCAGCUUCUUCCAGUUCACGCAGGGCACCGAGUCGCACGUCCGACCCAACGACUCGGCCCCUCUCCUAGGCCGCUUCCGCGCUGUUCCUCCGCGUCCUGGCGUGGUAUCUCGAAGGCGCAGUCAACUCGGCCUCUUCUCGAAUACCGCAGACAACAGAGGUAGCGUGCAUAUACUUGGAUACGGUGCUUUUCCUGCAGAUGACAACGAUACGGACAGUGAUUAUGACCUUGAGGACGAUAGGAGUUUGUGGCAGCGUCUCUGGCAACGAUGGGUGUUGGAUAUUUGGGUUGAUCCGAGGCAGUCGGCGGUGAAGAGGGUCGUUGAUAAGUGGUGGAGUCGGUAUGCAUUUCUGGUGUUGAUGCCGGCCUUGUUGGCUGUGGCGUGGUGUUCUAUACCUUUUCCUCAGUAUAGAAUUCCUAACGACCAUAUCGGUGAUGGAGACGAGGAUAGACUCCCCGACGGAUCGAAGACGCCUGGUCACGGAGCUGCCCGAGUCCAGGUCAACUUUUGGUUCUUCCUAUUCGUCUACUAUGGUUUCUACAACCUUACUGCUCUUAUCUGGAUCACGAAGGUGUUCAACCUUUACAGCCUGAACUGGUGGCCCCAGUCUCUGGGUUUCCCGCUUACCGUCUCACUCAUCGCCAUCUUAUCCAUCGCCGUCCCCAUACCCAUGUACUACAAUGAUAAGGCGCGUUAUUUGCUUGUUCACAAUACAGCAUGGAUUUCAUGGACCUUCAUCAUCAUGGCCUUGCCUGUCACGAUCGCCUUUAUCAUUCUCACGACUAAUGAGCGGCACAUCGGGCUUCGUCACUCGCUAUCAGAAACUCAGCGCAUCUUUACUACAUCCUGGUGGACCGGAGAGCCAGACACAUUCAACGGUAGGGACCGUCGGCGCCGUAAUGUCACGGCUGAUCUAUUCGACGCAGACGCAACUCAAGUUGAACCCGAGCUGAGGCCACAGGGCGUUAGGAUGCGUCGAUUGUGGUUGCCAGCAAGCUUUGUGCGCUUCUUAUGGUUUUGCGUUGCUUUGUUUAUUGGGCUCAUGGCAUAUGUGAUCGGAGAGGCAUACGCAGAAAUCUAUCUCCGAACCUUACCACACAACAACUUGGAGACAGUGGUGUACGUCUAUGGCUGGGUUGCGACGGUGCACUUGCUGGAUGCGUUAAGCGGCUGGGUGCUAGGAAUUCGAGAGGGUGAGCGUGUCGGAAGCUAUCCUUUGAGCUGGAUCUUCAAACUAUACUUCAUGUUGACCUACCAGAUGUACGUUCGUGCGCUGUAUGCACGACUGCGUUCACCACAACAGUUCAUAACCCUCCAGAUCUUGUCAUCAACAGGUCUGGUUGUCAUCACGCCCAUCAUGAUGACCUCCUUUGUGCACAAGCUCUUAACAAUUCUCGGGCUGAACUCGCAAAGCUUUGGUUCAUACCAGAAGCUCCAGACCCGCAAUGUCUUCAUUCGCUUUCUUGCCGAAAACGUCUCAAUGGUUGCAUUCCUUGGAAGUAUUCUAGUACUGCAUUUCGGAGCUAACAAAGACGUUUACCCAUAUUUUGCGUUCGAUACGGAGGGAGAGGACUACAACUUUGGCCUCACUUUCUACGCCUCAUCAGUAACGUGGGCGUGUGAGUUGGUGGCGAGUCUUGCCGUGCGGGGACUCAUCCGACUAUUCUUCCAAAUUGACGUCGGCCUGGAGGGGAAGCUGGACUUGGCUGUCUGGCCAGAGUUGAUGCCAACCUGUGUGGCAGUCAUGCUGCACGUGCUGCAGAACAUGCUAUUUUCCAUCAUCCGACUACAGUUUCAGUGAGUGGAGAAAGGAUCCUCUGUGGUCUGGUGUGAAAGAGGACCGAUCAUCCAGGGGCUAUUUUUCAUAAAGGAUUGAUGAGUUAGAGGGUCGGAACGGUCCGAGAAAGGUUGCCGAGAGGUACGGCUAUUGAGAUGGUGCACCCAUCGACAUUCGCACCCGCGCAACGGACAAUAGGUUGGAUGUUUGGCCUCUGCUUUGCUUUUUCUGUUUUCGUCACUCUUAAUCUGCGAGUCUUUGUCUUGAGUUGUCUUUCACUAGAGCGACUUCUUUGCAUACUUUGUGAUGACCUUGGACUGGGGAAGCUGUGCUGUUGAUACAAGUCGAUACCCAUUAGAACGUUUCUAGAGAGUUUUGCUACGUUUCAUCUUUGUUAUAACGCAUUAGAUACCACAUACUGUUUGCCGACACGUUGGUCAUUACCGUUAAUAGCAAUUCCGGGUUGAGGAACUUCUGAAGUGGACCGAGAUAGCGACCAUUUCA